AUGUGGGACUGUUAUGGUUUCAUCGUGAAAAGGCCCAAAGUUCAAAGUCUUGCUUUCAUCUGGAUCGCUACUACACCCAUCAUGAGCUACACACCACAGCGUGAUGCUUCCACUCCUAGAACCGAGGAGGAAAUUGAAAAACUAGCAGAAGCUGUUCUUACUCUUCGAAGCUCUGGGUUAUUCACCGUGGAACCAACGGAGCCUUUGCUGGAGGAAAACCCAUUCUGUAAUCCACCGUUCGGUUUUGAGGGGCCCGGGGAAUUUGUUCGUACGGACAGAGGAUCAGGUCUACAGCAAGGACUUGAAGAACUAAAGCAAGACCAACAGCAAGGACAAGAGGCCAUAAAGCAAGGACAGUCAGGUCUACACCAAGGACUUGAAGAACUAAAACAGGACCAACAGCAAGGGCAAGAGGCCAUAAAGCAAAGACAGUCAGGUCUACAGAAAGGACAAGAGGCCAUGAAGCAGGGACAGUCAGGUCUACAGCAAGGACUUGAAGAACUAAAGCAAGACCAACAGCAAGGACAAGAGGCCAUAAAGCAAAGACAGUCAGGUCUACAGAAAGGACAAGAGGCCAUGAAGCAGGGACAGUCAGGUCUACAGCAAGGACUUGAAGAACUAAAGCAAGACCAACAGCAAGGACAAGAGGCCAUAAAGCAAAGACAGUCAGGUCUACAGAAAGGACAAGAGGCCAUGAAGCAGGGACAAUCAGGUCUACACCAAGGACUUGAAGAACUAAAACAGGACCAACAGCAAGGACAGGAGUCCAUAAAGCAAAGACAGUCAGGUCUACAGAAAGGACAAGAGGCCAUGAAGCAGGGACAAUCAGGUCUACACCAAGGACUUGAAGAACUAAAACAGGACCAACAGCAAGGACAGGAGUCCAUAAAGCAAAGACAGUCAGGUCUACAGAAAGGACAAGAGGCCAUGAAGCAGGGACAGUUAGGUCUUCAGAAAGGACAAGAGGCUAUAAAGCAAAGACAGUCAGGUCUACAGCAAGGACUUGAAGAACUAAAGCAGGGUCAACAGCAAGGAAAAGAGAAGAUACUCAAAGGAAUUCAAAACCUACAGAAUCCAUCAACAUCAAAAGCCUUAGAAUUGUCAAGUGAAGGUUAG
Messenger RNA from Exaiptasia diaphana, 1116 nucleotides. RefSeq names its product zinc finger protein 853. The transcript is spliced from 3 exons. Bases 1 to 1116 code for a protein of 371 amino acids. The record is from RefSeq and is a predicted model, not a curated record. Lineage: Eukaryota; Metazoa; Cnidaria; Anthozoa; Actiniaria; Aiptasiidae.